AUGGCAUCCACCACAAAGUACCAGGCAGCGCCGACGCGCGACUCAUUCGAGGAGCAGAGCUACAGCCAGCCCNCUCCAUCUUACCAGGCAGAAGCCUCCGCCGUUCCUGGAGUUCCUAGAGACGAAGACGACAAUGUCCCCGAUGACUUCAAGGUAUGCCGUGUCGCUUGCCACAUACAGAAGAUUCGUUCACUAACACCCUACAGUNUCGGUGGCUCCGUCUCGGAAGCAACUCUCGACAUUCGUAUGCAAUUCGUGCGCAAGGUCUACUCCAUCCUGACCGUCCAACUUCUCGCGACCGCCGCUCUCUCUUCCGUCUCGUUCUUCAGCCCCGGCUACAAAUCAUGGAUCCAGACCAACCAGUGGGCCAUGUGGACUUCGCUCUUUGGUGCCAUCGGAUUCAUGCUCUUGACCUUCUGGAAGCGCAAGUCGUACCCUACCAAUCUACUCUUCCUUGCUGGUUUCACCGCAAUGGAGGCAUACUCGAUCAGUGUUGUCACGUCCUUCUUUGAUAGCAAGAUCGUGCUUGAGGCGCUCAUCUUCACUCUUGGUAUCUUUGUCGCACUCACCCUCUUCGCCUGCCAGACCAAGUAUGACUUUACUAGCUGGAUACCCUAUCUUGCUGGUGCUCUCUGGGUUGUAAUCAUCUUCGGCUUCAUGGCAGCCUUCUUCCCUCACACCAGCACCAUCGAGUUGGGUUACGGCAUUGUUUGUGCACUCAUUUUCAGUGGCUACAUCCUGGUUGACACGCAGCUCAUCAUGAGACACUACCAUGUCGAGGAGGAGAUUGCAGCUUCCAUCUCGCUCUACCUUGAUAUCAUCAACCUGUUCCUGGCCAUCCUCAGAAUUUUGAACAGCCAGCAGAACAACUAG
Aureobasidium musti is the source of this 873-nucleotide messenger RNA. NCBI's taxonomy places the organism in Eukaryota, Fungi, Ascomycota, Dothideomycetes, Dothideales, Saccotheciaceae. The record is from the annotation of a GenBank genome assembly.